Zeugodacus cucurbitae (melon fly) is the source of this 4686-nucleotide messenger RNA. RefSeq names its product probable multidrug resistance-associated protein lethal(2)03659. Gene Ontology annotation, biological process: transmembrane transport. Bases 616 to 4524 code for a protein of 1302 amino acids. Lineage: Eukaryota; Metazoa; Arthropoda; Insecta; Diptera; Tephritidae. The transcript is spliced from 7 exons. The record is from RefSeq and is a predicted model, not a curated record. Gene Ontology annotation, molecular function: ABC-type transporter activity; ATP hydrolysis activity; ATP binding. Gene Ontology annotation, cellular component: membrane.
GUUCAAUUUAACACUCGUAUUGAAAAUGUAUAAAUGAACAUUUAGUGGAGCGGCUAGUCAUAACGGGCAGUACGAUUCGGCUAAGGUGGUCAACGUGCGCAGUUUUUUCGGUGAAUUAACGGUGUUGUGUGAAAUUUUAAAGUUUAAGGCAAAGGAUAUACCAAAAGAAAAUUAAGAAAAAUCUGAAAAAAAAAUUUAAUUUACAAUAAUCCAUGAACUAGUGAAAGGUUCAUAUAAAAUUUUAAAAAUAUUCGAAAAAAAAUUAAAAAAAAAGUUUUUUAAAAUAAAAUGAAAAAAUAAUCAAAAUACUAAAUUUGUAUUUUGAAAAUUUUCGAAUUUUUUCAAAAAAAAACUCCAACAAAUUAAAAUUUUGCAACUAAUUAAAAAAUAUUUACCAAAAAUUCAACACGCGUUUUGAUUAAAAUUUUAAAAGGAUAAAGAACUUAAAAGAAGCCAAUAUUAAAAAAUUUUAACCGACACAAAAAAAAAUUUUAAUUCUUAAAAAAAUAUUGAAAAAACUCGAAAUAUAUUUAAUUAACUGUUUAACUCAACAUAAACCCAAGGAGUAUUACGCCUUCGUCCUACACAUAGCAUGCUUAUUGGCUAACAAAGUGUAUGAUGAAUUCUUCUAAAGAGGGUGUGAAACGCAAGCCCAAUCCUAUACUUUCAUCGAAUUUCCUGUCGAAAUGGUUUUUCAUUUGGACACGCGGUGUCUUCAAAAAAGGCUACCAAGACAAAUUGGGAGCAGAUGACAUCUAUGAUCAUGUGCCAUAUUUAGAUAGCAAGGUGUUAUCAAACUCACUUAUCAAAUACUGGGAGCAGGAGGUACGUCGAAAGAAGCCCAGUCUCUUACAUAUGAUCUUCAGAGCCUUCGGCUGGCGUUUUGUGCCAAUGUGCAUCAUCUAUUCGAUAUUGGAGAUCACGCUGCACACCUUCCAGCCCAUAUUUCUCGGCGAGCUCGUGGCCUACUUCGCCGACGGACAAACUGACAUUACUAAGAAGCAAGCUUAUCUUUCCGCCACCGGUAUUGUGUUAUGCGCACUCAUCGCCUCACUAUGCUUUCAUCCGUUCAUGUUCUUUCUCUUCAAAACGGGCACGGCCAUACGUGUCGCCGUUGCUGGUCUUAUUUAUCGCAAAUGUCUACGUUCCUCGGUGACUUCGGACAAUGGUGGUAUGAGCGGUUUUGCGAUAUCGGUGCUCUCCACGGAUCUGCCGCAGUUCGAUACUACUUUCUACUUCUUUCACGAUCUCUGGAAGGGACCGGUUGAGGCGAUUGUCUUUGGUUAUAUAAUGUACCGUGAGAUCGGCUGGCCAGCUAUUGUGGGAAUUGCGGCGAUUGCGAUAUUCAUACCGUUGCAGGCUUGGGCAGCGAAGGCGGCCGCUAAGUAUCGGCAUCGUUUCGCUGAGUUCGGAGAUGAUCGUGUGAAGUUAAUGAACGAGAUAAUCACAGCGAUACAGGUGAUCAAAAUGUAUGCAUGGGAGAAGUCCUUUGCGAAGUUAAUAGCGAAUACGCGUAAGAAGGAAAUACGCGCCAUAAAGGGUUCAAUGAAUAUCUACGCGGGCAUGCAAUGUACGAAUAUGAUCUCGAAAUUUGUGCUCUUUCUUAGUCUGGUGGCUUACGUAUACACCGGCGAUAUUAUAUCGGCGCGCAAGGUUUUCAUCGUGUCUUCAUAUUACGAUGCGCUUAACGACUCGCUGCUGCACUUCUGGCCGCUGUCCGUCACCACUUGGGCGGAGACCUUCGUGUGUGCGCGUCGUAUAGUCACAUUUUUAAUGCAAAGUGAGGAUCCCGCGGAUGGUGGUGUUGAAAACUUCGGUGUUGAUGUCGAUAAGAAUGAAAAGGGUAACUUCUCGGGACGUGUGCAUAACCCGCGCGCAAUUGAAAAGUGUGUUUUAGCCCACAAUCUAACCGCCAGUUGGGACUCACCAAAGCUAGAGAAACGUAAGCAUCACAUUUCCGACAUCAGUUUCAGCAUACGACCCGGCCAAUUCAUCGGCAUUGUUGGCAAUAUUGGCUCAGGCAAGACUACACUCUUGAAUGCCAUAAUCGGAGAACUGGAGAUCAUCAAAGGCAAUGUUGAGGUAAACGGACGCAUCAGUUAUGCGCCACAAGAGGCAUGGAUAUUCGAAGCUAGCGUACGCGACAACAUCUGCUUCGUGGAACCCUAUGACGCCCAACGGUACAAAGAUGUGAUACAAGCCUGCGAGCUGGAGCGCGACUUACAGCUGCUGCCGUAUGGCGAUUCCACAAUAGUCGGUGAACGUGGUAUUAGUUUAAGUGGCGGACAGAAAGCGCGUAUUAGUUUGGCACGCGCUGUUUACCGUCAAGCCGAUAUUUAUGUGUUCGACGAUCCGCUCUCCGCUGUCGACUCACAAGUGGCUAAACGUCUCUUACGCAAUUGCUUCCAGGAUUAUCUGAGCACGAAGAUACGGAUAAUGGUCACGCAUCGUGUGCAUAAUCUUAAAGAGGCCGAUUGGGUUAUACUAUUGGAAGCGGGCGUUGUAGAAAUUCAGGGUACUUAUGAGGUACUUGAACAGAAAAUCAGCAAACGCUUGAGCUUAACGCAAGAACAAGUGGAUAAACGGCCGAAAUUGAUGCAUGCGGAGAGCAUGUUGGUGAAACCGACGGAGGAAAAGGCGGAGAACGUUGAAUUGCCUAGUGAUACGGGUUCGGAACGUAAGGAACAGCAAAUGCAGGGUUCGGUUCGCCUUCAUACAUAUGUGGCGUACUUCCAAGCUCUACGCAUGCCUUGGUUGAUAUUAGUGAUACUUAUGUUGUUCAUCUCAGCGCGAGUUUGUCAAGCCGGAAUGGAUAUAUUCAUAGCGAGAUGGGCCACUUGGGAGGAAUCUCAACCACAACUGAAUGAAACAAAUGAGGAAUUUUCCUCGAAGCGUAUGGAAAUCGUAAUCAUCUAUACGAUCCUUAUGUUGGCAACACUUCUGUUGUACGUCGUACGCACCUUUGGUUUUUUCUACAUUUGUCUCGCGAUAUCGUUACGUCUGCACGAUUAUCUCUUCAAGGGUAUCAUACGCGCGCGCAUGCGUUUCUUCAAUACAAAUGCUUCAGGUCGCAUACUCAAUCGCUUCUCAAGUGAUAUUGGUAAUAUUGACAUAGCGCUACCGCAAGCCAUGUUGGACUCGUACUCGUUUUAUAUGAAUACUGUUGCGGUAUUGGCGAUCGUGGCCUUCGCUAACUACUGGUUGCUGAUACCAGCGUUCGUAAUGAUCGCGCUGCUAUUCCUCUGUCGCGGUCUCUACAUCAACGCAAGUCGCAGUCUCAAACGUAUCGAGAGCAUGACACGCAGCCCCGUCUACUCACACACAAAUCAGACCUUCCAGGGUCUCACCACAAUACGCGCGCUCAAUGGUACCAGCCAUUUGGAUAAGGAGUUCCACAGCUAUCAGAAUACCAACACAUCGGCUUUAUUUCUCUACGUCAGCGUUAAUCGGGCUUUCGCUUUUUGGACUGAUCUCAUUUGUGUGCUUUAUAUACUAGCGGUUACCUUCAGCUUUUUGGUCAUCGAAAGGGAUUUCUACAGCGGUGAUGUCGGUCUAGCCAUUACCCAGUCCAUGACAUUGAUAAUUAUGUGUCAGUGGGGUAUGCGUCAGACGGCCGAAAUGGAGAAUAAUAUGACGAGUGUUGAGCGCGUGCUCGAGUAUGCUGAGUUACCGUCCGAACCCGCAUUGAAGACCGACACAAAAGUCAUAGUUUUGCCUAAAUCAUGGCCGAGCACUGGCGCGGUACAAUUUAAAGAUUUGUACUUGCGUUAUACAGAGCAAAGCGAACCGGUGCUUAAGGGUUUGAACUUCUCCAUUAAUUCAAUGGAAAAGAUCGGCAUUGUAGGUCGAACAGGUGCUGGUAAAUCCUCCAUUAUACAAGCAAUCUUUCGAUUGGCGCUCAAUGAAGGCGCCAUAACGAUUGAUGGUGUUGACAUCGGCGCCUUGGGUUUGCAUGAUUUGCGCAGUCGUGUGUCGAUUAUACCACAAGAUCCGGUGCUCUUCUCCGGCACACUGCGUUACAAUCUCGAUCCGCUAGAAGAGAAGUCAGACGAAGAGUUGUGGCGCGCUUUGGAAGAUGUCAAACUGAAAAACUAUGUCUCGACUUUGGAAGGUGGCUUGAAUUGUCGCCUGCAUGAUGGUGGCUCGAACUUCAGUAUGGGCCAAAGGCAGCUGGUCUGCAUGGCGAGAGCUAUACUGAGGCACAAUAAAUUGCUAAUCAUGGAUGAAGCGACAGCCAAUGUGGAUCCAGAAACUGAUAUGCUCAUCCAGCAAACCAUCCACACGAAUUUCCAACACUGCACGGUACUGACGAUAGCUCAUCGUUUAAACACCGUUAUGGACAAUGAUAAAGUGAUGGUUAUCGAUGCAGGUCGUCUGGUCGAAUUCGGUCAUCCAUAUGAUUUAUUGCGUGAUACAAACGGUUUCCUCUACAAGCUUGUGCAGAAUACCGGUCGAUUUUCAGCGGAAAUACUGCACCGCGUAGCGGAAAAAAGCUAUAGAAAACGUGUGGGUAAAUCCGAUUAAGUUUGGCGAGGGUAUGCGGUGGGGGUUUCUACUAAAGCUUCUAAGCUUUGCGACGUUAAACAGCUUAAGAAGCUUUUGAAAUAUUUAUAUAUUUUUAUUAUUUAUGCAAUAAUAAUAUUUGGUAUUAAGCGAUAAAAAUUAGUUUUAAGAAUUACGAAUUUU